AUGCGCCGGCUCUCGUCCCUCGCUCGCCUGCGCGGCGCGCGCCUGGCCUAUCCGUCCAGCACCCCAACGAUCCCGCUCGACCUCGACAUCCCGCCGGCGACCCAAGGCGGCCACGCGCUCCUCGGCGCCAACGGCUGCGGCAAGUCGCUCGUCGCCGAGGCCUUCCUGGACAACGACGCCGUCGUCGCGGGCGGCUCCGUGGAGCGCGCGCCGCGGAGCGCGCGCGUGAGCUUCGAGGCGCACGGGGCGCUCGUCGACGAGGGCCUGACGGUCUACGAGGCGUGCGGCAAGCUGCAGACGAAGGCGAGCAAGUACCUCGUCGUGCGCUUCGGGCUGCACCCGCUGCUCUGGCGGCCCGUCGGGUCCGUCUCCACGGGCGAGAUCCGCAAGGUGCUCCUCGCGCGCGCGCUCGCGCGGAAGCCCGACCUCCUCCUGUUGGACAACGCGUACGACGGCCUCGACGCGCCGUCGCGGGCGGCCCUCGCGAAGCUCCUGAGCCAGAUGCUCACCGGCUUCUCCGCGCUCCUCGUCCAGGACGUGCCGUCGGGCGCCGAGGCCGCGCGGAGCCAGGUGCUGCAGAUCACGCACCGCGCUGUGCCGAAUUCAACCACUGGUUUGGGUGCUCGGCACCGCGCCGAGGAGGUGCUGCCCGAGGUCGCGCGCGUCUCCUGGCUCGGCGUCGACGGCGUCGCGACGGCGCCGACGCCGCCGGAGCUCGCCGCGGCGCUCGGCGCGUUCUGCGCCGCGUCGGCCGCGGCGCCGCCGGAAUCCGUCGCCGCGGCGGUCUACGCGGACGCGCCUAGUUCUUCAUCGAACGCCGCCGUCGUCGAGGCCCGGGGGCUCGGCGUGCGGGCCGGCGACGUGCGCGUGCUCCGCGACGUCGACUGGACCGUGCGGCGCGGCGAGCACUGGCUCGUCGCCGGCGGCAACGGCAGCGGCAAGUCGACGCUGGGCGCGCUCCUCGCGCGGCCGCUCGCGGCCCGCGACUGGUUCCCGACGGGCCGGAGCGGCGACCUCGCGGGGUCCCUCGAGGUGCUCGGCGUCGACGUCGCGCGCGGCGGCGCCGCGGCCGUCGCCUGGGUGUCGACGGAGCUGCACCUCGCGCUCGCCGCGCGGGCGGACGCCGCGUCGGUCGUCGCCCGGUGCUUCGGCGCGACGGCGGGCGCCGCGGCCUACGUGCUCGAGGCGGGCUUCGGCGUCGGCGCCGCCGCGCUCGACCGGCCCUUUCGCGCCCUGAGCCAGGGCGAGCAGAAGCUCGUGCUCGUCGCCGGCGCCGUCGCGGCCAAACCUGAGCUCCUCGUGCUCGACGAGGUCUGCCAGGGCCUCGACGCGACGCACCGCGCGCGCGUGCUCGCGCUCGCGGACGCCGUCGCGCCGCAUGCCUCCAUCGUCUUCAUCUCGCACCACCGGGACGAGAUCCUCCCCUGCGUGACCCACGUCCUCGACCUCGCGCAGAACGAGGCGCCGACCUUCGUCACCGCGCAGCCGCUGCCCGACGCGCCGACGGCGGCGCCCACGGACGCGCCGUCCCUGGCGCCGUCCGCGGCGCCGACGGCCAGCUUCGCGCCGACGAUCAACGCCACGGCGAACGUCACGACGGAUGCGCCGUCCCUGGCGCCCACGCCGGCGCCGAGCAACGCCACGAACAGCUCCAGCGACAGCUCGGAUCUCGACGACGACGACGACGACGGCGGCAUGGACGAGACGAUGCUCGUCUGGAUCAUCAUCCUCGCCGUCGUCUUCGUCUGCAGCUUCUCCGUCGCGUGCUGUCUGAAGGUACGACGCGAGCGCCUGGAGGCCGCGGCCGCGGCCGCGCAGGAGGCGGAGCCGCUCCUCAAGUGA
Messenger RNA from Aureococcus anophagefferens, 1842 nucleotides. RefSeq lists its product as hypothetical. Gene Ontology annotation, molecular function: ATP hydrolysis activity; ATP binding. The transcript is spliced from 4 exons. The record is from RefSeq and is a predicted model, not a curated record. Bases 1 to 1842 code for a protein of 613 amino acids. NCBI's taxonomy places the organism in Eukaryota, Pelagophyceae, Pelagomonadales, Pelagomonadaceae.